Molecule: messenger RNA, 709 nt
Organism: Pygoscelis adeliae (Adelie penguin)
Lineage: Eukaryota; Metazoa; Chordata; Aves; Sphenisciformes; Spheniscidae
Gene: MRPL20
Product: mitochondrial ribosomal protein L20
Exons: 4
Coding region: 1-378 (125 amino acids)
Biological process (GO): translation; ribosomal large subunit assembly
Cellular component (GO): ribosome
Molecular function (GO): rRNA binding; structural constituent of ribosome
Source: RefSeq, a predicted model, not a curated record
AUGGAAAAUGAUGAACAUUUUCGCGGAAGGAAGAACCGCUGCUAUAAGCUGGCUGUACGAAGUGUUCGGAGAGCUUUUGUGAAGUCUACAAAGGCUAGAAGAGAGAAGAAGAGAUUCCUAAGAGCGCUCUGGAUCACUAGGAUUGAAGCAGCUUCACUUGAACAUGGUUUGAAAUACCCAGCUUUCAUAAGCAAUCUGCUUAAGUCCCAGGUGGAGCUGAAUAGGAAAAUGAUUGCCGAUUUGGCUAUUUAUGAGCCAAAGACAUUCAAGUCCUUAGCUGCCUUAGCCCAGAGGAGGAGACAAGAAGGCUUCCUCGCUGCCCUGGGAGAUGGAAAAGAACCAGAGGGGAUAUUCUCACGUAUUGUACACCGCUACUGAUAUUAGAAGAGUCUGCAGAUACGUGUAAACAGGAACUUGCAUUGCAAAGUAAACUCGCUCACUCUCUGCUGCUGAGAUCGUAGCUGGGGAACAAAAUCGGCUAAGGAUGGUUCCAGAAGGAGGAGGGGGUGGGUCCGGGUGCGAAGCUGGCGCCUUGACGACUUUUUCCCCUGUGGUGGAGUGACUGAAACGCGUCGAGUUGGAAACCGCCGUUCGAAGUUAGCAGGGGUCAGCCAGGCCUGUGGAAGUUCCAGCGUUAGCGCCAGGCGCAGCGCGCGUACACGUUCUGUUCCGCCAAGGACCUAAUAAAGGUACUUUUCUGGUAACCGCU